AUGGCGCCGAACAACGAACAAAUGGUUACGACUUUAUAUCAUGAUCCAUCGGUUGUAGUUAUUCGCAGAGAAGAGUCUUUGACCCGGCUUCAAAACAAUAUUAAUCUUGCUCAAUCUCAGCAUCAUUCUGAGUCUCGACUCUACCCCCUCUUGAACCGCAUUGUCAGUGAUUUAUGUUCAUUGGCGAAACAUGAUUCGGAGGAACAGGGAAGUAGAGAGCUACAGUGUCAUUCGCAGGCUCUGUUUCCCGUGGAAGAAAAUCAUAACCAGGUCCCAGAUGUUGCGGCGUGCGUAUUUAGCGCUGAUUCUCUCGACAUGUUUCCUGCUUUUUGGUUUGAAGGAAAAGCCCUGCCUCUCGAAAAGGACGUAGAAAGUUGGCAAUCCCCCAAGGCUCGUUACCGUGCCAUGGAAAUAUUUGCAAACUCGAUACCUCAGCUUCGCCAACAAGUUAAUAAUGCCUUUGAAUGUUUUGAACAUGGACCUACGAGUUACCAUGUUUUCUUAUUAGUCGGGACAUUUUGGUCCUUGCUCGUUUUCGAGAAACAGCAGGAAGAUGAUGUGAGAGACUAUAUUGAACAGAAGGAGGCAGCGGCCAAGCAGGAACUAGUGGGGAUUGCCAAAAAGCUCAUUGACAGGAAGAACCAAGCCUCGGUACUCCCCGCUGCUAAACGAAGGAGGAUCACAAAAAGUACUCCAGCAGCCAAGAACCCAGAAAUUGUGAUGAAAACGGAUAUCACUGUCCCGGACCGUCUUCUCCCCCAACUUAAAUAUGUGAAUGAGCCCCUUGUAGUCGGAAGCCCUGUCGAAAACUAUAGCCCCAACUUUUUAAAAGCGGUGAAUUCUGCUAUGGCCCAGAACCAUUUUGUCUUGCAACCGUCUUGGUUUAAUGUGCCGCCCAAUUUCAACUCUCACCCAGAUCUGACGGAAGGCAUCCGGAGAUUGCGGUCUGCCUAUGAACGAGACUUGAAAAACAUCAUGUCCAAUGAAAAAGUGGCUCUGGAAGAUCAUCUAUAUUCACCACCACAGGACUCGAAUGAUACAACCUAUCGUCCUCCUCGUAGAAACAUGGACAAUGACCAGGACCGGCAAUAUGACCUCCGGAGUAGUGCGGCUGGUAAUCAUGGUACACUAGAUAGUGCAGAUACAGAUUCUUCACAUUCUACUAGUGGGGAGGAGGAGGAAGAUAGUGAUACUUAG
Lentinula edodes (shiitake mushroom) is the source of this 1197-nucleotide messenger RNA. RefSeq lists its product as uncharacterized. Bases 1 to 1197 code for a protein of 398 amino acids. The transcript has 3 exons. NCBI's taxonomy places the organism in Eukaryota, Fungi, Basidiomycota, Agaricomycetes, Agaricales, Omphalotaceae. The record is from RefSeq and is a predicted model, not a curated record.